AUGGGGAAGGCUUGUACGAUCCGCAAGCUUUCCGCGCUAGGCCUAUCUCGUGCUAGCUCAGCCUUGAGACGAAGCUUCCGUAUCAAAUUGAAGGGGCAGGGAACGCGACCACGACAACAUCCAUCAAUUGACGAGUGCACCACAAAGCCCACACAAACCCGUGCAGCCACAUACUGGGGCACCUAUACACUACAUUCCUCCUUGGCCUUGAUCGCCGCCACCACCUUCGCCAUGUUGUCUAUCAUUGGGCGUGCCGCCAUUCGUAGGAGCGGAGGUAAUGGAUCAACAAUUAAAUUCGUCUCGCGCAAUUUGACCAACGUCUCGCGCACCAGCUUUCUCAAGCAUUUUGCUCCUCAAUCCGCGAGAACUUUCGCCACAGCCAAGGUCUCUCUGAAAGUAAAGGCAACCAAAAGUGCGACUGCGAAGCCCAAAACCAAGGCGGCGCCAGCAAAGAAGACUCCAGCAAAGAAAGCUCCAGCGAAGAAGGCUGCGAAGAAGGUUGUGAAGAAGCCCGUGAAGAAGCCCGUGAAGAAGAAGGCAAAGCCAGCCGUCAAGAAACCCAAGGCGAGAAAGGCUCUCACUCCCGAGCAAAAGCAGAAGAUCGAGAAUAAGAAAUUGAAAGCUCUGUUACUGUCCCCGCCAACACUCAAGCCCCAAAGCGCCUGGAAGAUUGUCAUUUCUGAAGCUGCUGGGAAGGGAACUACAGUCGAAAACUUCUCAAAAGAGGCCAGCGCUCGAUACAAAUCACUAAGUGCAGCAGAACUCGAGGUAAACAUGCAAUCGGGAUACUCUGACAUUGACUGAUCGUCUUCUACAGGCCUAUCAACAGCAAGCGAACGAGAACAAGCUCGAGAACCAAAAGAUACAUGCUCGCUGGUUAGAGUCUCUCACUCCCGAACAGGUCAGACUAUCCAACCAAGCUCGUCGCAACUUGCAAGCAAAGAAGGCAAUCAAAACCCACCUCCUUAUCACAGAUUCACGUGCUCCUAAACGCCCGCAAACAGUGUACGGUCUCUACACGAAGCAGAGAUGGGCCUCUGGGGAUUUCAAAGGCGUUUCAGUUAUUGAAGCAACUCGACGACUCGCUUCGGAAUUCCGUGCACUCUCUGAGGCAGAGAAGAAGGUUAGUGACUAUCAGGCUCACAUUUGACAGUCAGGCUAAUCAAAACAGCCAUUUUUGGACCAAUCCGAGGCGGACAGGCGACGAUACAAGGCAGAAUACCUGACGGUGUAUGGUCGUGAGCUCGGCGCAAAAAAGUGACGGCUUCAUUCACGAGCAAUGUACAGCGUAAAUUCUCACUUGUACUUGUAUUGGGCUCGGUCCUAUGGGCAGCAAUUCAGACGAGAUGGCGCAUCAGUUCUCACAUGCUAAGUGGAAGAUCCUUUUGUAACUACGUACCUUCUAUCGCGCGGGUUUAGGGGGUCUUGCAUGUCCUGUUGCUCAGAACAUGUCCUUCUCUGUCGAGGCAUUUCUUUUUUUUUGUAUCGAUAGUUGAUUCUCGCCUAAUUUAGUGGCAGACCAGCAAUACCCGAGUCAGAAAUUCGAUCUUGUUUUUAAUGUUUUGUCUUCCCAUGCGGUUGGAUUGUUGAUAGGAUGCUCCACUAUUGAACAUGUCAGCGUUGAAUGAACCAUGAAGAUCGAAACUACUUUCACGCAGUCUCCAUCAAUGUGUGCAGUGAUGGACUCCAUGAUAAGAUAUUAGAAAGGUCUUCUGGUCUGUUUAAACCGAGCUAAUUCAGAACUCGGGCCUAGAAGACGGAGGAUUAUUCAUGCGUUCGCCGGUAUCCAACGCA
Messenger RNA from Hymenoscyphus albidus, 1794 nucleotides. The record is from the annotation of a GenBank genome assembly. Lineage: Eukaryota; Fungi; Ascomycota; Leotiomycetes; Helotiales; Helotiaceae.